AUGCUAAAAAUUAUUAUUCCCACUACAAUACUUAUCCCUCUGACAUGAAUAUCAAAACCCAAUAUAAUUUGAAUUAACACUACAUCACACAGCCUAUUAAUCAGUUUAAUCAGCCUAUCUUAUCUUAAUCAACCAAACGACAACUACCUGAACUCUUCAUUACUAUUUUUCUCCGACUCCCUGUCAGCACCACUGCUAGCACUAACAACGUGACUUCUACCCCUCAUACUUAUAGCUAGCCAAUAUCACCUAUCAAAAGAACCAUACACUCGGAAAAAACUGUAUGCUUCAAUAUUAAUUCUACUCCAAUUAUUUCUAAUCAUAACCUUUACCGCCACAGAACUGAUCCUUUUCUAUAUUCUGUUUGAGGCGACACUAAUUCCGACCCUUAUUAUUAUCACCCGGUGAGGAAAUCAAACCGAACGAUUAAACGCAGGACUAUACUUUCUAUUCUAUACCCUAGUAGGAUCGUUACCACUUUUAGUUGCACUCCUACAUAUUCAAAACAACAUGGGCUCCCUGAGCUUUCUCAUAGUCCAAUACUGAGCCCGGCCUCUGCCAAACUCUUGAUCUAACAUUCUAUUAUGAUUAGCAUGCAUAAUGGCAUUCAUAGUAAAAAUGCCCCUAUACGGCCUCCACCUGUGACUACCAAAAGCACACGUAGAGGCCCCUAUUGCCGGCUCUAUAGUGCUUGCAGCCAUUCUACUAAAAUUAGGAGGGUACGGCAUAAUACGUGUCACAACUAUGCUAAAUCCUCUGACCAACUUCAUAGCUUAUCCCUUUAUAUUAUUAUCACUAUGAGGAAUAAUUAUAACAAGCUCCAUCUGUCUCCGCCAAACAGACCUAAAAUCUCUAAUUGCGUACUCCUCCGUCAGCCAUAUAGCAUUAGUAGUCGUAGCAGUUCUUAUCCAAACGCCAUGAAGCUACAUAGGGGCAACAACCCUAAUAAUUGCCCACGGCCUAACAUCAUCCAUAUUAUUCUGCCUAGCCAACUCAAACUAUGAACGAACCCACAGCCGUACUAUAAUCCUCGCACGAGGACUUCAAACCCUACUCCCCCUAAUAGCAGCCUGGUGACUUCUAGCAAGCCUCACAAACCUAGCCCUACCACCAACAAUCAAUCUAAUUGGAGAACUAUUUGUAGUAAUAGCCACCUUCUCAUGAUCAAACAUCACAAUCCUCCUAAUAGGAGCUAAUAUUAUUAUCACUGCCCUGUACUCCCUCUACAUGCUAAUCACUACGCAACGCGGUAAGCACACCCACCAUAUCAAAAACAUCAAACCAUCCUUUACACGAGAGAACACCCUAAUGGCCCUACAUAUACUUCCUCUACUCCUAUUAUCUCUCAACCCUAAAAUCAUCAUAGGUUUACUUUACU
Nyctereutes procyonoides (raccoon dog) is the source of this 1378-nucleotide messenger RNA. NCBI's taxonomy places the organism in Eukaryota, Metazoa, Chordata, Mammalia, Carnivora, Canidae. The record is from the annotation of a RefSeq genome assembly.